Molecule: messenger RNA, 603 nt
Organism: Kwoniella mangroviensis CBS 8507
Lineage: Eukaryota; Fungi; Basidiomycota; Tremellomycetes; Tremellales; Cryptococcaceae
Exons: 8
Coding region: 1-603 (200 amino acids)
Source: RefSeq, a predicted model, not a curated record
AUGAACCCAUACUCAAAAGUCCGAACCAAAGCUGACAUUAGAGAAUACUCUAUCAAAAAACACUUGUCGGAUCAUUAUAAUUAUAUCGCUCAUGGACCUCCUUCACAUACUCACGAUCCAUAUACUAUUCCAUAUAUCGCCGUGCAAUCGCAGAAUGGAGGAAUGGGUAUGGGUGGAAUGGGAAUGGGAAUGAUGAACCCUAUGAUGGGUGGUAUGGGUGGGAUGGGUAUGAUGAAUCCCAUGAUGGGAGGAAUGGGAAUGGGUGGUGGAAUGGGUAUGAUGGACCCUAUGAUGAUGGGCGGAAUGGGUAUGGGAGGUAUGGGAAUGGGUGGAAUGGGUGGAAUGGGUGGAAUGGGAAUGAUGAACCCUAUGAUGGGUGGUAUGGGAAUGAUGAACCCUAUGAUGAUGGGCGGUAUGGGUAGUUACGGCAUGUUAGGCGGUGGACUUGGCUCAGGAGCGUACGGAAUGCCAAGGUAUCCACCAGGCGGUCUCUUCGGCGAUUAUGGGAUGGGAAUGGGAGCGAUGCCAGGUGGGAUGAUGGGAGGUAUGGGAACUGGAAUGGGUGGAUAUGGUAUGGGCAUGGGUAUGCCAUGGGGCUACUGA